This is a messenger RNA of Peronospora matthiolae, 348 nucleotides long. The record is from the annotation of a GenBank genome assembly. Lineage: Eukaryota; Oomycota; Peronosporomycetes; Peronosporales; Peronosporaceae.
AUGGCGUUGACAGAAGCCACACAAGAAGCAGUAUGGCUCAAGGCAUUUUUGUGUGAGAUUGUUGAAAUGAAGAACGACGAAUCAGUCAAGAUAUAUAAAGAUAACCAAGGUUAUAUCGCGUUGGCCAAGAACCCUGAGUUCCAUAAAAGAACAAAGCAUAUCGACAUCCGGUAUCACUUUGUGCGCGAGAAGGUUGCAGACGGCCAAGUGUUGCUACAGUACUGCGCUACGAAGAACAUAAAAGCGGACCUCAUGACGAAGACGAUCCCCGCUGCGCAGUUCGACAUCUUCGUUGCAUGCUGGGGUUCCAGACACCAAGGUCUGCCGAGUCGAGUGGGAGUGUUAUAA